ACGAUGAGCUGUCGUGUCCAAGAGGAGCUACGGCAAGCCACUCCGUCCUAAAAGGCUAGAACUGAUCAUUUUUGCGAGGCAACGACUAAAACAACAUAACUGUCUACGGAGUCAAGUGAAGAUACAAAUCAUUACCGUCAGAAUGGGGAGGUGUAGUUCUCAGUGGGGGGGUCUGCUGGUCCUCCUGUCCUCCUGCCUGCUGUGUGUUCACUCUGGGGGGGAGCAGCAGCAUCAGCAGCAGGUGGUGGAGAGUGCAGCUCACGUCACAUCCCACGGUCACCUGGACAGAAACAUGGUCCAGGACAAAGACCACAUCAUGGAGCAUUUAGAGGGAGUGAUAGACAAACCGGAGACAGACAUGACGCCACAGGAGCUUCAGCUGCACUACUUCAAGAUGCACGAUUACGAUGGCAACAACCUGCUAGAUGGGCUGGAGCUGGCCACAGCCAUCACACAUGUGCACAGAGAGGAGAGAGGGGAGCACAGCCAGCCAAUGAAAGAAGAGGACCUCAUCGUCCUUAUCGAUGAUGUUCUCAAGGACGACGACAAAAACAAUGACGGGUAUAUAGAUUAUGCCGAGUUUGCCAAAUCACUGGAGUAAGAUAUAAGACAUAUUCUGUGUUGUCAACAACAACAACAACAACAACAACAAGGAAUCUGCAGAGGAGAGAUGAAAUAAGAAUCUGCCACCAACGUUUAAUCUUUGCUUUCUCUCUCACAGGCCAUCAGUCAGGGUUUUAAGUCAGUUAUGGAGUUUUGAAAUGUGGACAUCUUUUUUUCAAUGAUGUCCAAGGGGAUUUCAGCAAAUGGUUAUUCCUUUAAUGUAUUAAGUAACAAAAGAAAAGGGGAAAACAAAAUGGCUUUAUGUUGGUCUGACUGGUGACAUCCCUGCUGUCUUUGUAGAUUCCUGGCAAUCAUGCCUUUUUUUUGGUCAGUCAGUUCACCCAGCAUCACCAACAAACACAGUUGUCCAUCAACCCCUGAUGGGUUACUAAACACAGUAGACAGUGUACCCUCAAAAAAAAGCCCAGUGCAAGGGCUGGAAAGAGCUUUUUCUCUCAUUUAUGGGUUGACUUCAUUUAUAGUUUGAUUAUCAAAAUGUGAUUAUUAUUUAUUUUAUUUCUCCAGAGCUUACUUCUCGUAAAAGUUUGCUAAAAUAAAGGCCCAAUAAUUUGAUUUAGAACCAGUACAACUAUCGAUAACACAGUGGCAAAUGAAAGCCAACACGACUUACUGUAGCUACUACAGGGAAAAGUGAGAAUUAAUGAUGACAUUUUGGGUGACUUGGCCCCCUUAUACGUACAGGACCUCUAUAGUGUGUGUACUUCUCUGAGGGGUACUACACACUUGCAACACGAGCAAACACACCCUCGCUGUGUGACGCUCACCAUGGUGGACCAAAGAUUCCUAAUGCGAAUCACAUUUGCUGUGUGUGAUGAGAAUGUGACGCUUGAAAGUGGCCUUGACUUGAUCAGGUGUGUGUGUGUGUGUGUGUGUGUGUGUGUGUGUGUGUGUGUGUGUGUGUGUGUGUGUGUGUGUGUGUGUGUGUGUGUGUGUGUGUGUGUGUGUGUGUGUGUGUGUGUGUGUGUGUGUGUGUGUGUGUGUGUGUGUGUGUGUGUGUGUGUGUGUGUGUGUGUGUGUGUGUGUGUGUGUGGUUUAUUUUUUAGGUGGCCUGCUGGGCACCAAAUAUAGAAUGUGAGCUUAUAGUGGAACAUCGGCAGCAUUUUUGCUGCUGUUUUCAUGACAAUUACGGAAGUCCUGAGAGGCAAAUGAAGGAGCAAAGACAAAUGAUUUGCCUGGAUACAAUUAUAUAAAUUAUAUUACAUAAGCUUCCUUUUUUCUCCUUCUAUAAAACAGAUUAGGGAAAGGCUUGGCAAGGUUAAAAUAAACUCUGGCUACGAUAACAGUAAUAAUAAAAAAGUUAGUUUUUUAGAAUUUGUGAAAAUAGAUGGAGAAAAGUUUUUGUUUUUCUUUAGAAUCAAUUGGAAUUAAGACACAUUUUGACCAGAACAUUUGGGACUUAACCUUAAAAAAUACAUGAAUGUAUUUGGUCUCAUUUAAAACUUGAAGUUUUGGUGCCCCUUUGUGGCCUAAAUAAGUAUUAUGGCCAUGCUGUAUAUUUUCAUCUGUGUUCGAGUAAUACAAUGGUAAAGCAACAAUCAGAAUGGAUUGGAAAAUGGAUCACCAUUUUUUUUUUCUGUCAAUUGCCUCCUAUAACUUCUGCAUAAUACCAUAAUAAAUAUAUGAGCCAAUCACAACCAUCUUCACUGUAGCCAGCUGAUACUUGACAUAAAUCUCCCAGAUGGAAUGUAACGCAGCAGUGCCAUACUGCUGCUUCUUUACCACUGGAUAAGCUGCACUCAAAGCACACUGGUCGAUUGAGCAGUUCAAAAAGCAGACAGGUUUCCAGUAAAAAUACUUGUUAAAUAAAUGCAACACAUGUUUUCUUGAGAUCAUAAGCUGCCUUUCAAACAGAAACAGAUCGAACGUGAGGUCUGUGUUUAUUGAAUCCGUCUUUUUUUGAUGGAAAAUUAAGUUCUAUAUUUUUGCCAUCCUGUAUUGAUUCAACAAUAAAUAUAUAAAACAGAUACAAUUGUGUUGUCUUUGAAAUGUGAGAUAUAUUAAAAACUACCCUCUAAAGAA
Eleginops maclovinus (Patagonian blennie) is the source of this 2643-nucleotide messenger RNA. RefSeq names its product multiple coagulation factor deficiency 2, ER cargo receptor complex subunit (gene mcfd2). The record is from RefSeq and is a predicted model, not a curated record. The transcript has 4 exons. Bases 143 to 601 code for a protein of 152 amino acids. Gene Ontology annotation, molecular function: calcium ion binding. NCBI's taxonomy places the organism in Eukaryota, Metazoa, Chordata, Actinopteri, Perciformes, Eleginopidae.